Molecule: messenger RNA, 747 nt
Organism: Aspergillus thermomutatus
Lineage: Eukaryota; Fungi; Ascomycota; Eurotiomycetes; Eurotiales; Aspergillaceae
Exons: 4
Coding region: 1-747 (248 amino acids)
Source: RefSeq, a predicted model, not a curated record
AUGGGUGCUUGCUUAUCCAAGAUCGUUGCGCCCUAUGGUAACUCACGAAAGAUCCCAGACUUUUUGCCGGUUGGGUGGGAGGGUGCGUAUUUGCACAGGCCUGGCAGCGAGAUCCCUCAGCUUCAGUUCCUGGCCUUGCGAAUCGUUGUCGAACCAUUGCAGGAGGCUAGCGCUCGUGCAACGCCAGACCGAUUGGAGAUAUACGGCCUCGACAAGAAGUCGGAAGAGGCUGGCGAGACACAUCUGUGCCGGUCGAAUCUUUCAUGCGGUGGUCCCCUCGCCCUGUCUGACACAAGUAAGGGGUCCUUGGAGCAUGGGUACGACUGGAUGAACAACCGCAACGUCGACCAUCCAUGUAAGGAUUCGUUGAAAGUCCAAACUCCAAUGAAGUCUCCAUCGCUGAUUACUUCCAGAAACAGGAAACCAGGAAAGAAGAUGAUGCGGAAUACGACACUUUCUACUUCGCAGACCUUGCAGUGCCAGGGUCAACGACAUGACGAACGAGUACAGGUACUUGCUGCAUCUAUCCACGCGAGUGUGGUUUACAAGCAUCAAGACGAAGAAGAGCCCGUGCUGCCAUCUGAUAGCGAAAAUGAGACGCACGCAUCCAGGACGAAAGAGGAAAUCUUCCUCACUGAGACCGGAUUUCCUAUGCCAACCGGGGCAAAGCGUCGCCCAUACCAUACAUGGGUCCUAGAACGCCAUGGCAACUGGAUCCGAAAGAGCGACCUCCCCAAAACAGCCUGA